CUAUUAAGUACAGGAAUUCGAGUAAAUAGGGCUACAGAGUACUUUUUCACCCUCUAGAGCAGAGCAAACGGUAGUCGAGGUAGGGUUUUAUCAGUCAGGAAUUUACAUUGAAAACGCCAAGUCGAUCGAUCGUGGAUAUUGAGCACGAAGCACGUGAUUCGCAAUCCGGACGGGGCCGAGCCAACACGCGAACGUGUGUACCGAAACCCAAUAGAUACACCGCGCUUAGUUGACCGUGAAGGCCUUUUUCUUGCGUACCAACCCGAGACAGAAGCGACACACACCUCACACACGCACAAGUUACAUAUACACCAACGAGCGAACCAACCUGUCAACCAACCAACGCCAUCAGGAUACUCCGAACCUACCCCCGCAGCACAGCGUGUGUUCCCUCCCUGCCUCGUUCCAAUGAUGAAGUUUUCGUUCGCUGCCACAACCUUUCUGGGUGUCGUCGCCGUGAUUGGCACCGUACACGCCGACGAACCUCCGGCUUGCCUGACAUCGACUGCGGACCUUUCGGUGGAUAUCUUCACCGACAAGGUAGAACCGCUCUUCUCCCAAGGAUGGAAUGUGACUUACCAUAACACCUACAAGAUUGCCAACAAUCUCUUCGACAACACGACCUACCUCCUCUACCAGUGUGGUAGCACGCCUCCGGCCGAUGUCGUCGACAACGGCAACUUCAACGCCGUCCUCGAGAUUCCCCUGUCCAACGUGGGUCUCUCGCAAACGCCGCACAUUGGCUUUAUGGAGCAACUCGAACUCGUCGACGAAAUUGCGGCCUUUUUGACCGACACGGACUUUAUUUCGUCGCCUUGCUUCUUGGACGAGAUCGCCGCCGGUAACGUCCUCACACUGGUGGAACCCAGUGAAGGGGUAGACGCACCCGCCACUGGCAACACUGCACUCAGUGCUGGCACGGUAGCCUUUGUAGCGUCCUUCACCCAAGUCCCCUUUGACAAUACGGUCAACAUCCAAGAGUACAGCGAACUCACCAACGUGGCCGUCUUUGAAUGGGUCAAGUUCUUUUCCGUCUUCUUCAACAAGGAGCACACCGCCAACCAAGUCGUCGAGGCCGCGGAAUCGCGCUUUGAUUGCGUCGCGCAAAACGCCGGAGCCGUCCAGGCCGACAAUAUGCCGGUCAAACCCGUCGUCUUGUGGGCCUACUACAGUGAUUUCUGUGGCGGAUGGGAUGUCGCCGAAUGCCCCAACUACUACUGCGAAUUCGCCAACGCGUGCGGGGCCGAAAUUAUUAGCAGUACCGAAGGCAACACCACCGUCUGCGGUGCACCCUACAUGACCACGGAAGAAUUGGUGGAACUCGGAAAGGAUGCCGAUCACUGGAUCUAUCCGUCCAGUAACUGGGAUACGGCAUCGGAAACCUUCGGCGAGCAGCUUCAGAACAUGAAGGCCGUGCAGGACCAACAAGUCUUCGAUUACCAGGCAUCCGGAGAAAAUGCUUGGUUUGAGCAGCGCUAUGCGGAAUACUACAACGUCUUGGCCGACUUUUGUGCCGUUGUUGGUACCACCCAGCCCUUGACCGGUCGUUCCUGGUUCCGCAACGUAUUUACCGAACCCGUCGGUAGUCUCCCUGAUUGCUCGCCCACUCAGUCGGCCAACAUUUUGGACGAUGUCCACAUUUGCUUCCUUCCCACGACCGGCGGUGCUGCGGCUGGUGGUGGCAGUGGUAGUGGCGGUAGCAGCGCCAAGGCGAUCGCGGUCGGGACCGCUGCGCUGGCGGCGGGACUACUCAGUCUUAUACACGUAUUGUUGUUCUAAUGGAAGUCCAAGAUGGGUUGCCUACACCUAUCCGCUUACAAUAAAAACGUAACUACUAAUGCGAGGAAUCAAGUA
Messenger RNA from Phaeodactylum tricornutum CCAP 1055/1, 1854 nucleotides. RefSeq lists its product with no specific name. The record is from RefSeq and is a predicted model, not a curated record. Bases 409 to 1779 code for a protein of 456 amino acids. The transcript has a single exon. Lineage: Eukaryota; Bacillariophyta; Bacillariophyceae; Surirellales; Neidiaceae.